Messenger RNA from Strigops habroptila (Kakapo), 8242 nucleotides. RefSeq names its product La ribonucleoprotein 4 (gene LARP4). The transcript has 16 exons. Gene Ontology annotation, cellular component: cytoplasmic stress granule; cytosol. Gene Ontology annotation, molecular function: mRNA 3'-UTR binding. Lineage: Eukaryota; Metazoa; Chordata; Aves; Psittaciformes; Psittacidae. Bases 2403 to 4577 code for a protein of 724 amino acids. The record is from RefSeq and is a predicted model, not a curated record. Gene Ontology annotation, biological process: positive regulation of translation.
UAGACUCACAGUAAGAAAACUAUUCCUUGCCAUCCUUUCACAAUGAGAUAGAUGCUUUAUAGUUGGUUUUGAGGAAUUGCUGGAGGAGAAUCUUUGAUCCAUGUUUGCCAAAAGGAACAUAAACCGGAGGGCAGCUCUGCUGUGGAGGACAGCUUUGUCAGCUUGUGGACACCGACGAGUGUUCCUAACCUUUGUAACUCUGGAAAGCUUUAACCUCAUCAUGAAAGUUCCCGAUAGCCGCUGGGAGGGUUGUUCUGCAGCCAAUCAACCAGGCUCACUGUUUGUUGGCCUCAGUUAAAUAAGCAAGAAUCGAGAUUUUGGCCUCCUCUUCAGAAGAGCCGCUCGUGGAGCGGAGCGGAGCUGCUCCUGGGGCACAGCACACUGUACUUUCAACAGGCUUAUGGAAAUGAGGGACUUCUUAUCCUCUCGGAGUCACAGAAUCAUAGAAUAGUUAAGGUUGGAAAGGACCUUAAGAUCAUCUAGUCCAUGGUGUCUUGCUGUUAGGGUUGUGACAUCAGGGCUGGGGCUUGCCGAAUUGCAGUACAUGUCAUGAAGUGUUUGUUUCUAGAACAAAGAGGAAGCAGCCUACGCUCUGUUCCAGGUGUGUUCCUUUGUAUUCAUGCCUCCAUUCAUCACUAUCAGCCUGGAAUCAGUUUAGUUUCUUAGUGCUUUUCACAUGGACCUGUGAUUCCUGAACUUCCAUGUCACCAUGUGUGUCUUCUGCUGUUUGCUAAAGGGGGUAACAUCAUCUGUCAUACUCAGAGUUGCUUUUUACUUCUGAUCGCCUCCACAAGUGUAGUAAGCUCCCCGAAGUGUUUUAAGUUUCACUUUAUCAUACUCACUCCUUACAAUUACUUUCAGCAUAAGCUAAAUCCUGACCUCAAAGACGUAAGGCAGUGAGUAAGUUUGUUUUAAUAGAAUAAUGAAUCAUCUCCUGGUUGUAUCUUGUCUUUUUUGCUUUGAUGAAAAGUAAAUUCAAGGAAAUGGGAUGUGCUGGUUCUUGGUUCUGAGCAAGCGGGUGCAGCAGGUCACUGGGUCUGCCUUCUAAGGUUGUUCUGUUGGAGAACAACUACUCUGAAAUAGAAGGGAGAUGUCCAUGUGUCCCCUCACACUGAACCACUUCUAGUUCUUUCUGUUUCCAGUGAUAUUCUUCUGCCAAGAUUAAUGAAAGUGGGAAAGCACCAUUGCUGUGUGGAUUCAGUCAGUUGUGCCUGGGGAAUUUUGAAUCCCAGAGAGGGCCUUGCAAAAAUUGCGCUCUUUGUUUUGCCUUUCCUCAUGAUUGUCUUGAACCUCUCUGGUGUUUGGAGGGUUUUUAUUGCUGCAUGUGGGCUUGUCCUUGUAGCCAACAGCUUUGGCAGUAGGUGUGACCUUGGUAGAGGAAUUAUCUCUAAAGCUAUUGCAACUGCUUCCUUAUCCGUUUGCUUUAUGUUUGAGGCCUGUAUAAGCCACUCCUUAAUUUCAGAAUUCAGAGGCUGGUCUCUUAAAUAUCAAACUUCCUCAUAUGUGAAUUUGUGAGAUAGGAGCUGGGAUUAAUGGCUUUCGCCUUCUAAAGUCAAGCCAGUGGUGUGAGUGCAGUGGGCUGCCCUCUGAUGCCUGAGGGAACCUGUUUGGAGCAAACACUGUUGCUUGGGGGGUGUUUGGAAUUCUUGGGAGGAAAAUUCUUGCAAAAGCAGAGUUUCUUGUUUAUGUGGAAGGAGUUUGUUUUCUCAUGGGAGAGCAAAAGCCAUCACAGUGCUUAUCCUCUGUGCUGUUGCUGGAUUAUUGGACUCCUUACCCAAAGGCCUUUGAGCUUCUGAGCAGCUCUUGGAAAGUUACCUUGAAGAGCACGGUGUUUUGCCAUGGGAAUGUUUAUCUGUGUUAGAUUCCAGGUUGGAAUCCAGCAGUUUCUCUUGUUUGUCUCAUUGUUUGCCCUCUUAGUCUAACUAUGGACCUUGUUGCCCAGUCUCAAAGUGAGACAAUCCCCCUCAGCGGCCUGGGAUGCUGUGUGUGUAUCCCAACACUUCAGACGUCUCAUUCUCCUUGGCUACAAGUUUAAGGAAACUAUUAGUGUGGAAAUUAUUAUUAAAUCCAUUGAUGUGUGUAAGAUGUAGGUAAACUCAUGGGGAAAUGGGACAGUACUCGGAUAAGCUCGUGAGGAAUCCUGGCAUAGCACAGGCGAUGCUUGGUUAGUAUAGAUGUCACUAAGUCAUUAGUUUCUUCUCCUUGACAUGUGUUUUUUUACCAUCCUUUCUAGGAAGGGGUCUGGAGGAGGGAAAAUUUCCCUUUCUGGUGAAAGGGGACUGGAGCAUUAUGACAGUCAAGUCUUUAAAAGCUUGUGAGUUCCCAGAGUCCUUGACGGCUAGCUGCUGCCUCUGCUGCUCUUGUCGGAUGUCAAUAAAGAGAGGUUGAAGGCAACACUUCUCAUGGAGGUAACAUCGAAGGGCGCUGGCUUAAACCCUAACGCCAAAGUGUGGCAAGAAGUGCCCCAGGGGAGUGGGGAGGCUGUGCCACCAACGAAUGGCACAGAGCACUCGUGGCAAGAAACAGCGGCUGCGCAGGGGACUCCUGCUGAGGGUAACAUAGAGAUUGCAGAGGAUAGCUGCAAGCAAUAUGAAGUGAUGUAUUCCCCGUCUUGUGAGGCCACAAGAAAUGGGACAGGAGUCGAUGAAGCAUCUGCAAAUGGAAUUGUCCUGGCGGCUGAAGAUCUUGGAUACCAAAUCUAUGAAGUGUCUGGUGAAGGCAGCUCCACUGUGUCCACAGAAGACAUUAGAGAAUGUUUGAAAAAGCAACUUGAAUUCUGCUUCUCACGGGAGAAUCUUUCAAAGGAUCUCUACUUGAUGUCUCAAAUGGAUAGUGACCAGUUUGUUCCAAUAUGGACAAUUGCCAACAUGGAAGGUAUUAAGAAGCUGACAACUGAUAUGGACCUCAUCCUUGAAGUUUUGAGAUCUUCUCCUAUGGUACAAGUGGAUGAGAGAGGGGAGAAAGUAAGACCAAACCACAAGCGAUGUAUCAUCAUUCUCCGGGAGAUCCCUGAAACAACACCUAUAGAGGAGGUUAAGGCUCUGUUUAAAAAUGAGAACUGCCCCAAAGUGAUAAGCUGUGAGUUUGCUCACAACAACAACUGGUACGUUACAUUCCAGUCGGAUACAGAUGCCCAACAGGCAUUUAAAUACUUAAGGGAAGAAGUGAAAACCUUUCAGGGCAAGCCAGUAAUGGCAAGGAUAAAAGCCAUCAACACGUUUUUUGCUAAGAAUGGUUACCGGGUAGUGGAUUCCAGUGUCUACACUCAGCCAGUUCAAACACAAGCACAGUUUGCCUCACCACUGUUUAUGCAGCCUGUAUAUAGUCCUCAGCAGUACUCUAUUUACAGCAUUGUGCCUCAGACUUGGUCUCCAAAUCCUGCACCUUACUUUGAAACACCACUGGCCCCCUUUCCUAACGGUGGAUUUGUGAAUGGCUUUAAUACACCAGGAUCAUAUAAAACAAAUGCUGCUUCGUUGAGUAUAGGUCGCCCAUUCCAUAGAAAUCGCGUGAAGCCCCACUUCCGAUCUUCCAGCAGCUUGGAACACGCUGCGGAGGGUCCAGCUGCCGUCGCUACCAUGCCAAUGGGGGACGGACCACUGAACAGAACCAACUCAAGGAGUUUUGUUAUGGAGCGACAUAACAGUACGUUAACUGGCCACCAAGACCAAGGUUAUUCCCAGAAGGAUUCUCCUACCGCCCAGAUGGAGCAGAACGGCGAUUAUGGCAUUGGCAGGGGCAGGAGGAACGUUUUCAGAGGUCGGAGGAGACGAGAAGACGACCGGGUUUCAAGACCUCAGCCUUCAGCAGAAACAAAGACUCAGACACCAAAGUUUGAUUUGCUAGCAUCAAAUUUCCCACCUUUGCCUGGCAGCACAGCAAAAAUACCAGGAGAGCCUGUGCUGGAGAGCAGGAUGUCCGAUAUCGUUAAAGGAGUCUGCAAAGAAAAGGAAAGCAAAGAUUUGCUGCCCAGCUCUCCAGCUCCUGCUCAGGAAGAAGAGACGCACAGCACUGUCCAACAGCCUGUGACAAGUGUGAGUUCACCAAGUCAGACUGAAGCUGUGGUCUUAAGCACGGUUCAGCCAGAGAGCAAACCAGAAGAAGUGUCUGCUCAGAAAGAAGUCACAAGCCACGCUUCCCCACCCGUGUCUGUGUCUCCUACCAGUGCUGCAAAGCCGCCAAGGACAAAUACCACUUCACCUUCUGCUAAUGCAAGUGCAGCUCCUGCUUUGUUGAUGCAGGAGCCACGCAAGCUAAGUUAUGCUGAAGUUUGCCAGAAGCCCCCAAAGGAGCCUCCUCCAGUUCCUGUUCAGCCUCUUCGGGAGCAUCGCACCAACAUCGUUCCCCCUGCCAAAAAUGAAGACAAUGGUACACCCGAGAAGGCUUCGGAGAAGGUUCCCGACAAGGUUGAAGGUCGGAUGAAGGAUUAUUCUGGGUUCCGAGGCAAUGGGCCUCCCAGGGGAGCUGCUGGGAAAAUCAGGGAACAGAGGCGCCAAUUUGGACGCAGAUCAUCGCCUCAGGGAGCACCUCGACGUGUCGGCAAGGAGCAGUACGUGCCACCCCGCUCACCAAAGUAACACUUGGCCAGCCAAUUAUUUCUCUAUUUAAUUUGAGCUGUGGACAAAUGAGCAGCAGAGGAGACUGUGAGAAAGAAGUAUUCGUGAAGGGGAAUACUGAACUUGGAGCAUGGCUUGUGUGGAGAAGUUGGGGAGGGUCCCAAAAUUCAUCUCUCAAAGUGAUUUCACAAAUGCUGGAGGAUUCCAAUCAAUAUAAAUAUAGAGAUUAUAAUUUUUGUAUUUUUUGUUUUUAAUUUGCAGAGGGUUUCCUGCUUGAAAUCAGUUUUGGGGUUGUGAAAGUAGCGUUUUGACAAAGCGAAAGGAUAUGAAUUGACAAAUUAACCUGUCCCUCAGUGUAGGAGGAAAAGUAUAAGAGAAUAUUAUUUUUGAAAAAUUUAGCAUUUCUGUAAAAUUAGAACUUUUUUUAACCUAUUUAACAUUUGGCUUUUGGGCUGAUGUGUCUGCCCUUGAUGGCCUUGCAUUGCAGAGCACGUCUGCAGCUGAGGUGCUUGGUCGGUGUGAGUGGAGUGACUGCAGCCAGAUACUGUUGUCAUGACUUAGUCACUGAUGAUACAAACUGAAUGUACUACUGUAGUAAACCUUGUGUUUCCAGCUUGAAGUAGAGUCUCUUGACCUUACUAAUAAUUCAUUCAGCAAGCUUUUUAAACUAUAAUUUUCAGGAUACUGGAUGGUAGAUCAGAGCACCUGGACAGCAAAACUUGUCUUCAGAAGGAGGUAAAAGGGAGCACGUUGGAAUUUUUCAUUUGCCCUUUUUCCUUGCCUCCUUUUGAAGGCAAUUUCUUAGGUUUGGGGUUGUUGGCUUUUUUUUUUUGUUUUCCUUGCUUGUUACUUUCUCUAAUCUCUUUAUUACAGACUUUUGUGCAUUUAUCUUGGUAUGUUUUCCUGAGGCAGGCCCACAGUGGCUACACAGUACUUGAUGUUGGCUUCACGAGUGAAGAGUCUGGGAUUCCAGUUGUAGAUGUGGAAUUCUGCCUUGCAGGUGGGACCUGCGGGCACAGAGCUCUGCCUGUCCCACCAGGGUUAGACUGCUGUCUCUUUGGCUAGCAAAUCAGAGACGUGGCUGGGUUUUCUAUACGCUGACAGGCAUGUCAGUGUAUAUAUAUCCUGACAGCCUCCUUGUGGCAGGGGGUUGGAACUAGAUGAUCUUUAAGGUCCCUUCCAAACCAUUCUAUGAUUCUAUGAUUUGUGUUCUGGAGUAGGGUAUUGGAUGCUGUAUGCUAGAAAUCAGGGUUUAUAUGUACUGGGAACUCACUGUUUACAGCUGAUGUAGUAGCAACUGACUUUUUAACUGUUUAAAGUGGAACUAAAGGUAAAGAGUUAAAGAAACCCCCUCAUGUUCAGAGAAGCUGCUUGAAAGGUAGUGUCUUGCCUAGCUGUAUGCCAACUGAAUUUGCAACACUAUUGUGUAGUAAGUGGUUAAGUUUCAAGGUGAUUACCAUAAUGACUGAAGUAGGAAAAUUCAGUGCAUUAAUCUGCCAAAAUCAGCAUGCCAGGGUUCAAAGUUCUGUAUAAAGUGUUAGGGAAAAGUAGCUUCCAGCAGUAAGAAUCACACCUUUUUGGGUUUUCUCUAUUUUAUUUUGUUUUCUAAUUUUUUUAGUGAAUAGCAAGUGUACAAAUUUAAAGUCGUAAGUUGUGAACACUGGAAAACUCAAUUGUGAUAUAUACCGUAAACAUCUUAGUAAUAUAUUAGUGUUGCCAUUAGAAUGAAUGUAAGUGGCAGUUCAAAUAACUGUGAAGACUUUUCAUCUUCUGAUUUCUUAGCCGGAUAAUCCUUGGCGACUUCUUACUCAGUAGGCAUUCUCUAUCAACUGCUUUGAGAACACUCAUAUCUAUUUUUAUAAAUAUAUAUAUAAAGCCAGAGUUGUCAUUUCUCUAACUUAUUAUUCAGCUUGGCAAUUGCUUUGAUUUGAUUCAUAACACGAUAUAAUGUAUUUAUGCAGUUAACUGUUCAUUUCUACGCAUGUUAUAUAUAUAUACAUAUAUAUAUAUGAACCCCAAAAUCAUUAUUCACUUUGAAACUACCUGUACUGGGUUUGAGAGGGUUUUUUUGAUUUAGAAAAAGAAAUCCUUGAUCAUGUCUACAGUUUAGGGAUGCUUAAGAACCCUUUGCCAUUUAUCUCAAUAAUGCUACAUCCGUUGGAAUGACAGAGGAGUUGAAAUACUUAAAAGUGUUCCAAGUUCUGAAAUGUAAUGAAUUCAACGUUAAUUUUUCAUCAUCUUAAAGGCUAUAAAGAAUUACUGCAGUCAAACUGGAAAAACAAAGCUGCGUGAUAGUCGCAGAUAUUUAGGAUAGAUAUGCACUGUCAUGGCAAAUUGGAGGAAAUGUUGGGAUACCAAAGGCUGCGGUGAGCUGUUUGCUGCUCCAAGGAGCUCCUCUUUGGGAAGAGGCUUGUGCAGAUCUUCAUCUCCAGCCUCUGGUGAAGGCAGUGAGCUAAGCCUGAUCCGUGCAGGCAUCUGCUUCCAGGGCAGUGCAUAGAGUAACUGUGUAGUGCUGAAAGUAUCUGAGUUGUUAAGAAUUGUGAAAUGUAACUUCUUCAUUUAUUAGAUAUGGGGGGGGAAACCCAAACUGCAGUUCAAUCUUGUUUUUGUGAGGUGAUUGGAAAGACUUGACCAUGGAGAGGAUGCUUUGUAUGUCCUGGGUGUGCAUUUUCCAGCAGCAGAUUAUGGCUCUUGUACAGUGUAUGCAAAUAAGUCUGUAAACCUGUUGGCUUUUUCCAGCAUAGUCAAACUUUGAUUAGGACAUUCAUGAUUAUUUAUUUAAUACCUGCGUGCAAAGAUUUAACUUUAGCGUUUCCCUUUCUCCCCCAGUGCCAUUGAUAACUGUGGUUUUGUUUUCUUUCCUUUCUAUUCUUUUAUGUGUGUGUGGGGGGGGAAUAAGUAAAUAUAAAGGCUGUGAAAACCAUAGUUUUGUGUGCAAGUUCUCCUGCAGUACUUGUAUUGCAUGGCAAACAUAUAACCUAGAUGGGCUAGCUGCUACAUUCUCCUCCCCGGUGGGGACACGGCCAAGUCCUUGUGUGUCUCUGCCUGUGUCUGCCUGUUGUGACAGACUGGGGGAUGCGGGGAUGGAGCCAUCCUUUGGGAGCCAGACUGACUGCCGGCACAGCUCCUCGUGUCCUUGGAGCUGGAUCAUUUUCUCAGCAGAGGUGAAACUGUCCCUUGUUCAAGAGCCACGUUCGGUGUGCGCUUGAUGUGACGAGUAACAGCUCUCUGUGGCUCCUUCUUGGUAGCUUACCACAGGGUGUAAAGACAAAUUUUCCUGCUCUGCUGAUAUUAAAUACCAGAAGGUGCAAAUCCCACGUAACUUUCAGUUUUAGGAGCUGUGACUUGGUUUCAGCAUUGUUGACUUUUGUUAGCCUCAGAAGUAUAGUUCCCCAGUUAAGUUCUUUUCCAAAUUAUUGUGCAUGGAAGAGAUUGGGCCACUCUCUUGUCCUUCUGCUGGGGAGUGAAAAGAGAAGUUUAAUUGUUUGCAUGUGAUAGGAAAAUUAAAAGUGCAAAAAGUUUGGGGUUUAUUUUUGACUUCUAAAAUUAAGUUAGUUUUAUAGUAUCUUACAUUCCUGCUAUCUUUGUUUUGUCUUUUAAAAAUCAUAAAAAAAAAGAGUUAGCCUGGCACAGUAUGAUGGUGCAGUUUUAGCAGUAGGUUAAAAAGAAAAAAAAAAGAAUAAAAA